Messenger RNA from Cetraspora pellucida, 468 nucleotides. The record is from the annotation of a GenBank genome assembly. Lineage: Eukaryota; Fungi; Glomeromycota; Glomeromycetes; Diversisporales; Gigasporaceae.
AUGGCUGAGUUAAUAGAAAAGAAUGCAAAUAAAGAGUUAACAGUAAAUGAAGAGUUAAUUUGGCUUCUUAUCAGAAACAAUAAUUCGUUUUUGGUAAAACGUAAUGGCGCACAAUUUACUUCCGAACCUAAUAAUUUGACAAACUUGAAUUCUUUCAAAUAUUCAGGCCUUGCUUGUAAUAAGACAAUUGGUAUAAGUCAUUCGCCUGAUAAUAGAGGUGUGAUUGUUUCCUCAAAAAAAGCCAAAGUUGCAUUUUAUAAGCCGGCAGAAUCUACUCAUAAAGUCACCCUUUCAAAGGGUACUCGUAGAUCAGCCAGAAGUUUCACCAACGCUUUUACUCGUGCUGGAUAUCGCCCUGAUCUGCGCAAGGAGGCACUAGCUCGUAUUUCGGCUAUAUAUCAAACCCAGAAACCUGUUAAGGUUCAUGCAAGGAAAACUAGCCGUCGUCAUAAUAGAAAACAAAAAUGA